UCUCAAGCCAUUACCAUGUCAUCCAAAAUCUCCAAAUCUGCUUUCCAAGGGCUGGCGAAGAAGAUUCGCGAAAAUUCGGACGCUCUCAAAAACCUCCAAUUCGCCGAUGCUGCAACUUCCAAAACUGCAGUCCGAACGACAGACCUUCGCUUGGACGUCCAUCGCAACACACAAGAUGCGACGAUGGCUACCGGCAUAAUACAAGCAAAUAGCCAAGCAACCGACAAGACCGUUAAAGCAUUCAUUAAAGGCAAAACUGGAGGCCACAGUGGUACACAUCAGGUGAUUGGGCAGAAAAUAAGUUUCGGGCUCGGUGAUAAGUUCGAUGCCGAAGCGCUUGCAGGAGCUGUUGAAAAAACAACCUAG
Messenger RNA from Penicillium brasilianum, 366 nucleotides. Lineage: Eukaryota; Fungi; Ascomycota; Eurotiomycetes; Eurotiales; Aspergillaceae. The record is from the annotation of a GenBank genome assembly.